AUGGUAAGGCUGUAUUAUUUAGCUGUCAUUCAGAGGCAGCCUUUGAAAAGUGUAAUAUUAUGCAAUGCCAGUGAUCUUAAAGGGUUCAACUUCUUUCAAAAAGGCAGCGUGAAAGAAUUCAUGCGCUUUUGCAGCACUACAUUGGUUGGAAGAAUAGAGUUGGAGACAAAAGUAAGCGUCAAAGAACAAACUUAUAUGUGUCACGCAUUCGUAAGAAAAGAUGGCUUGGCAGCUGCUGCUGUAACUGACGACGAAUAUCCAGCCAAAGUAGCUCAUAUUUGUCUAAGUCAACUGUUGGAAGACUUUUCAUUCAAGAUACUACCCAAGACUUGGAACACUAAUGAAGCUGUGCGCUAUCCAGAAAUUAAGGAGUUGCUUGAGAAGUUUGAGGAUCCUAAAAGUACAGAUGUAUUAGGAGUAAUACAAGCGGAACUCGAAGAAACCAAAGUUAUUCUUCACCAAACAAUGGAAACCAUUCUUCAGAGAGGUGAGAAGUUAGAUGAUUUAGUCAUUAAAGCUGACGAUUUAAGUAUACAAGCGAAAACUUUUUAUAAAACUGCUAAGAAAACUAACGCCUGUUGUUCAGCACUUUGA
This is a messenger RNA of Stegodyphus dumicola, 594 nucleotides long. RefSeq names its product synaptobrevin homolog YKT6 pseudogene. Lineage: Eukaryota; Metazoa; Arthropoda; Arachnida; Araneae; Eresidae. The record is from RefSeq and is a predicted model, not a curated record.